AUGGUCGGCUGGAAAAGGCUGACUGGAGUUCAGAGCGGAAUCCCACCUUUACUGGCGGCCAGAUCUUGGAAUGGUUAUUUGACUAUUUCAACCUGCAUUAUCCUACCUGCUGUGAAACACAGACGGUCAGGAUUCGGCUCGAGGCUUCCCAGGGCCUUGACUCCGAGGGUCCCUUGCUGGAAUCACCCGAGUGGGUCUCCUCGCACUCUGGAGCUGCGCAGGCGCCUGCCACAGCACAAAACCCUCGUCCUUUCGGAUGAGGGCUCAGAGGCGCCGGGCGCCCGCCGCCCCGUCCAGGCCGGGGAUAGCCAGCCGCUGGUCGCCGGCCGGCGCAGGCCUCUGCGGUCCCUGCAAGGCCCAGGCCACGUCCUUCUCCCGCGCCGCCUUCAGGUCACUUCGUGGCCUUCGGGCGCCGGGGCGGAGUGGGGAGUCCGAGAUUCUGUUUUUUGGACGUGGUGUUCGGCGCUCGGUCCACGACGGAGUCGACCUGGGAACCGCCGGAAGUCGCUCAAAGGAGAGACAGGAAGUCCCUCCUCUUCCUCCCAGAGGGAAGACGGGCCCGGGCCCGGGCGGCCGGGCGCCGGGAGCCCCGCCAGAGCCCUUCGCUCUUCCUCCUCCCCCCUCCCCCCGCCUCCGCCCCUCCCCGCUCGCCGGUCCCUCCCGACGCCGCCCAGCCUCGCCCGGCACACGCCCGCUGCCCGCGGCCCGGCCGCCGCCCGGCCUCCGCUCCCGCCCUCCCCCGCUCGCUGCGCGGCAGCCUGCGGCCGGGCUCGCGCAGCCAGCGGGGCCCCGGCUUCCCCGCGGGGCUGGCUGUCAGCAGCCUUGCACGCAGCGGGGCGUUCCUUACCGCCCGGCUCUCUCCGGGUGAAACAGCUGCCCCGGCGCGGAGCUGCGGAGGUGUGGGUCUCUAGUCCCGGCCGUGGUUUCCUCCGCCGCCCGCCCACCGCCGGUCACCCUCCAGAGGCACUGAGGCGCCGCUGCCACCCGCGCCUCCUUCCGUUAAGGACGCUGGUGCGGUCGGCGGCCCCUGACGCUGGCGACCGAGUGCUGAGCGAGUGCAGGUGGAGGGUCCAGGCCCCCCAGGUUCAGCCGCUCUCGGCACCGGGGCGGGGGGGCGGGGGGACCCGGGGAUGCGGCGCACCAAUGUCUGCAGCAGUGGCUUUUGCCCCGGUAGAUUCCCACCUUUUCUUAGCCAUAGAGCACGUCCUGAGUGCGCUUGCCCGCUUUCUGGAGAUUAGUCUGGUGGAGGUGGGUCCUGGAGCUGCUGACCCCUAUCGGUUGUGUUGAGUUUGAGUAGCCCUUUUACUUCUUGGGGGAGUUCAGGAACGCGAAGGGCAUCUUGGCAAGGUUGGCAUCCACUGACACACGUGUAGGAUUUCUUUAUUUUAUAGAUAAUCAUAACCCUAAUGGCGACUGAGUUACAACCUUACGGCCAGUGCUGGUGGAAUUAGUUACAGCAUGCACCUGUUUUGCGGUGAAGGGUGAGUCCAGUUGGAACACCCGUAAAGGGAAGAGCCCUAAUACGUAUCGAUGAGAACAUCAUUAGGAGAGCUUAUUUGAUGUAUACUCUAUAAACUUCGCUUAGCACCACAGUCUUCUGGAGUAGCAAUUGUUAUUCCCUUUGUUAACUACCAGUUAAAAGCCAGAUUAAAUAAUGUGACCAAAGUUAACGUCAGAGUUCAAAUCUCGGGUGUUUGGUAGUCGUUCUUUCUCAAGUUUGUCACACUCGAGAUUAGGAACUCCCGUUGGCUCUCCAGUAGUUGAUGUCUUCUCGCACAUUUGGUAAGGCAAGUGUGAUUAUUGCUGAAAACAGUUGCUACUGGUGUCUUUUUUAAAAACCUUAUUUUGGCAUAAUUUCAGAUGUACAGAAAACCCGUAAGACGGGAUAGAGAGUUCCACUGGUAUUCAGUAAAGUGGCUUCCCCUCAGCCAAUACUGGUUCCUGCUUUUUUCCAGACACUGCUCUAGGUGCUGGAGUUAUAAUACACUGCCUCGGAGGGUUUCAGGAUCUGGUUGGGGAGACAACAGAAACAAAUACAGUGCCUUUUGCCAAUUGCUAACAUGGAGAUAUGGGAGCAUAGAGCAAAUGGUCUGAUUCUACCUGCCUGCCAGGGAGGGGUCAGAGCUUGCAGCUUACAGUGAGUUAGGUCUCGAGGAUUAGUAGGUAUUCACUUGCUCCAUGGGACAUUUGUCCCAACAUUGACUCUAAUAGGUUUGUGUUGUUAGGGGAGAAUUCUCUAACCUUCAUAUAACAGAGUCUUUUCCUCCUCUUUCCCAUAUUUCAAGGAAGAGGUUGGUAUCAUGGGGGUCACAGGUAUCACAGUUGUGAGAAGAAUCCCACUUCAUAAAUCCAUGAGUAGGAUAAGAAAUUAAACUGUGUUUCUUAUGCAGCAGUGAAAAUGUCUAGACCUAUAAAUUUUAAAAUUCUUUGUUUUCAAACUUAUUAAAUACUUCUUGUCUGAUCACAAGUGUUCUUUUUUUUUUUUAAAUUUUUUUUUUAUUUUUAUUUUUGAGAGGGAGCACAAGUGGGAGUGGGGCAGAGAGAGACACACACAUACACACACAGAGUCUGCUGGCUCUAGGCUCCAAGCUGUCAGCAGAGAGCCCCCUGUGGGGCUCAAACCAGCAAACUACGAGAUCAUGACCUGAGCCAAAGUUGGACGCUUAACCGACAGCCACCCAGGUACCCCAGAUCCCACAUGUUCUUUAUGCACAGACAGGGACACAGUUGCUCUGAACUAUAACCUGGUGCGUGAGAUCCCACGCCAGACAUUUGAGUGAGUGUCAUAGCUUGGCUGCUGUAACAAAAUAUGAUAGCCUGGGGGACUGAAGCCACAGACAUUUACGCCUGGCAGCUCUACCCAGGAUCGUGAUGCUGGUUCCUGAUGAGGACUCUUCUUGGCUUACAGAAGGCAACUUUCUUGGUGUGUUCUCACAUGGCAGAGAGCGAGAGAACUCUAGUCUCUCUUCUUUCCUUUUUUUUAAAACAUUUUCUUUUUUAAAGUUUAUUUAUUUUGAGAGAGUGUGCAUGCACAAGCGGGGGAGGGGCAGAGAGAGUGGGAGAGAGAGGAUCCUCUGCCAACUCUGUGAUGUCAAUACGGAGCCUGACAUGGGGCUCAAACCCGUGAACUGUGAGAUCAUGACCUGAGCCUAGAUCAAGAGUCGGAUGCUCAACCAACUGAGCCACCCUGGUGCCCUGCUCUUGAUUCCUUUUGGAGACCCUACCCUCAUGAACUCAUUUAAAUUAAAUUACCUCUCAAAGGCCACACCAUCACAUUAGGGAUUAGGGAUUCAACAUAUGAAUUAUGCAGGGCGUAAUUCAGUCUACAGUAGAUAGGUUUCCUAGAGACAUUGUCAUUAUGUGGGAUUCCUCCUACACACACCUGACAUAGAACUAAAUACGAAACCUUAGAAUCAGCAUUUCCGUAGCUUUGGUUAAUGCAAAUGUAAUUUUAUCUAAAUAAAUUAUUUUAGAUAGAUACGGUUCAGAGACCAGUUGAGGAAAAGAAGACAUUUUCAUUGUUUCUUUCUAAUGAAAAAGAGAUAGGUGGUGAAAUGCUGUGGUGGUCUUUUCGUUUUAGGCUUUAGAGGAAUGAAUAUUUUCCUAGAUUGAUCAAAUCUGGGUGUAAGGACUGUGGCAGUGGUCUGUUCCAGUUCCCUCCUUGUUUUGUAAGGAGGCUGAGCCCCCACAGAGGCUGAGUAAUCUUUCUCAGAGAUUAGUGAGAGAACAGGGAUUAGAGUCAGGCUUCCUGAUUUACAGGCUAGUCUUUCUGCUUCCAUCAUUGGUUCUCAAACUUAGGGUGCAUCAGAGUCACUUGGGGAGCUUUGUGAAAAAACGUGCUGAGCAUCCCCCCUGGAGGCUCUGAUUUGGCAGGUCUGGAUUGGGGCUGAUAAUUUGCAUUGUGACAAAUUCCUCCUGGGCUCUGGGGUCACACUUUGGGAACCCUGGUCUUCUACGAUGUUGCCUUUGAUCUCUUACAAGAAGAGACUAAGUAAACUCCAUGGGUUUAUACCAGUAUAAUGUUUUCCCUGGUACUCAGAGAGUCAGGUUCCUUAAUUUUGUGCUAUAAACAGCAAUGCACCAAAACCAUAGUGAUUAAAUGGGGGAAAAAAAAGGACUAGAAAUAUGGCAUUUCUCAGAGAGUCAUUUUGACAUUUUCAGGGAUAAUUUUUGGACUUAACUCUAGAGGUCAAAACCACUUACUGCUGAAGGGAAUGAAUAUAUGUGAAGUGUGAGGGCGCUCCCUCUUCACAACAUUUGCACUAAAAAGGGUGUCAGGAUUAAUUGCUAGAUUGUGUAGGAUUGAAAAAUUACUUCCAGUUUUGUUACUCAAUGCUUUUCUCUGUAGUGUUCUAAAAUGUUCAUUUCUUAUAUAUCAAAAUCUUAUCAGGCUCUAGCACAGUUACAUGCCCAUGAAUGAAAGUUGAAUUAAACAAACAUUAAGGGAGAAAAUAAAGUAGGUCAUUUAUCUGGAGAGAUUUCAGUUCCCUAGGAAAGUUACUGUACUCACUACAUUAUCCCAGCUAUAAGCUUUUAUGAAAUAAUUACAUUUCAUUCCAAUUUAGGCCUUAUUUGGAAUUACUGGGAUUGUUUUAGCACAAUUUUGGAGGAUGUAGCCUAUCUUUAUGUUACAUUUAAUCAGUGAUCCCUCUCAUACCUUUGUGGUAUUCAGUUGCAAUGAUUUGUUAGCACUUUAUACUUUGAAAUAACUGUAGAAUUAUAAAAAAAUUGCAAAAAUAGUUCAAAGAGUUCCUGUAGACUUUCAACCAACAUCCCCUUGUUAACAUCUUAUGCAUCCAUGGUGCAGUUAUGAAAACCAGACACAUGAUAACAUUAUUCUUUGAGUUUCACCACGGAUGUCCUUUUUCUGGUCCAGGAUCCAAUCCAGUGUCCCAUGUUGCAUUAAGGUAUUCUGUCUCUUUAGUCUCUUCCAGAAUGUGACAGUUCCUUUUGGGUUUCUUUAUUUUUCAUUACCUUUAUACAUUUGAAGAGUGCUGAUCAGUUAUUUUGUAGAAUGUCCCUCAGUUUGGAUUUGUCUGAUGUCCUUUCAUGAUUAAAUUGAGGGUUAAGCAUUUUGGCAGGAAUACCACAGUGGAGAAGUUGUGCCCUGCUCAGUCUUGUAUUGGGACAUGCGUGAUACAGAUACGUCUUGCUACUGAUGAGUGUUAAUUUUGAUUUCUUGGUUGGGGUAGUGUGUGAUAUCUGUGCUCUAAAUUAAAAAAUUUUCCCUUUGUAGUUAACGAGUUUCAUAACUUUACCGAUUUUUGGUGCAGCAGAUUAAAAGGAAUGAACAUAUAAUGUCAGAAUCCUUUGAGCCUAUCCCCAAUUGUGAGAUGUUUCUUAUCAUGAGAGGCUUAGACACAAACAUAACAGGAUAAGGGAAAAGUGUAGGCUCUUGGAAGAAUGGUUAUUUGCUCAAGAACUGGUACUUGAUCUUGGUCAAUCUCAGUUUUGAAUUGGCAGGAAUGGAAGCUGUUUGUCCCAACUCUUUUGCUGUGGUUCUGCAGUGUCUCACAUUUGUUUUCCAGCGUGUGACUUUCUGUAGUGACACUGCAUUUCUUAAAAUUCUCCCUAGAGUCUUUUUGUAGAAGAUAGAUGCACUUCAUUCAUCACAAGGCAUUUGCUCUAAGUGUGCUCUCCUCACCAGCACUGGCUGGUCCGUGGAGCUGGGCGCAUGUGUUCUCUUUGU
Acinonyx jubatus (cheetah) is the source of this 5689-nucleotide messenger RNA. RefSeq names its product serine/arginine repetitive matrix protein 1-like. NCBI's taxonomy places the organism in Eukaryota, Metazoa, Chordata, Mammalia, Carnivora, Felidae. The transcript is spliced from 5 exons. The coding region runs from base 1 to 1287 and encodes 428 amino acids. The record is from RefSeq and is a predicted model, not a curated record.